GAGAGUGCAUAAAAACCCCUGGCAGUCUUCAGUCUAAUGUCCUGUUGCUUCACGAGCAUCACCAAGCCUACAGCUCUCCACCUUUCUACGGCGACAGAGAACAGAACGAGACUAACCAUGAGCCACUCUUCAAUGCAUACCUCCACUUCCUACAGGCGCACUUUUGGAAGCCCUCACCCCAUCCCCAUGUCCUCCUACUCUUCUGUGUCGUCCCGAAUGCCCCAAUCUGGGGGGCGGUACAUGCGGUCAGCAUCACCUAAUGUGGCAUCUCGUACCACCACCUACCACCAACAGCGUUCUCGCCCCACUGCUCAGCCCCCUCGUCUCAGCUACGACAAGGUGGACUUCACCCUGGCUGAAGCCGUCAACCAGGAGUUCCUCACCACCCGCAGCAACGAGAAGGCCGAGCUGCAGGAGCUCAACGACCGCUUUGCCAGCUUCAUCGAGAAGGUGCGCUACCUGGAGCAGCAGAACGGUGCACUGCAGCAGGAACUAAACCAGUUCAAGGGCCAGCAUCAGCAUGGCCAGCCCAACCGAGCCUCUGAGAUGUUCCAGGAGGAGCUGAGGGAGCUACGGCGCCAGAUGGACGCUGUCGGCAAGGAGAGGGACCAGUACCAGAUGGAGAGGGACAACCUUGCUGAAGACCUGGCUCUGCUCAAGCAGAGGUUGGAUGAAGAGGCCCAGAAGAGGGCAGAUGCUGAGAAUAACCUGGUUGCAUUCCGAAAGGAUGUGGAUGAUGCCACACUGUCCCGUCUGGAGCUGGAAAGAAAGAUUGAGUCUCUGAUGGAUGAGAUUGAGUUCCUUAAGAAACUCCAUGAUGAAGAAAUCCAAGAUGUGCAAGUGAGUGUCCAGACCCACCAGCUGAAGAUGGAGGUGGACAGCACCUCCAGGCCUGAUCUAACUGGUGCUCUGAGGGACAUCAGGGCUCAGUAUGAGACCAUUGCCUUAAAGAACAUGCAGGAAUCUGAAGACUGGUACAAGUCCAAGUUUGUUGAUUUGACUGAGUCUGCAAAGCGCAACACUGAUGCCCUGAGGCAGGCCAAGCAGGAGAGCAAUGAGUCCAGGAGGCAGAUACAGUCUCUCAACUGUGAAGUUGAUGCACUGAAAAACACGAAUGAAGCUCUGCUGAGGCAGAUGCGUGAAAUGGAGGACCAGUUUGGCAAUGAGAUCAUCAACUACCAGGACAGUGUUGGUAGACUGGAGGAUGAGAUCCGCCACCUGAAGGAGGAGAUGGCUCGCCACCUCCGGGAGUACCAGGACCUCCUCAAUGUUAAAAUGGCUCUGGACAUUGAGAUUGCUACUUACCGUAAGCUGCUGGAGGGGGAGGAGAGCAGGAUUACUGUUCCCAUCUUAAACAUCGGCAUGAGCAACCACCUAGAUCGAGACUACGAACGUACUCCAGACAGCGGGAGCAAAAGGACUGUGGUGAUAAAGACAGUUGAGACUCGAGAUGGAGAGGUGGUGAAGGAAUCCAGGAGGGAGACGGACAGGGACUCAGCCCGCACCGAUAAAAAUGAGAAAGAUGACAAGGAUGACUAGAGAGAAACUGAUGAGAAAAUGCAAUGAUCGGUGUCAUAAUAGAUUAAAAAAAUCAGAAAAAAACAAGUAGAAAAAAAAGACAAACCUAUAUGUAAUCCUCAUUCCUUCUAGUUAUGUGUUUAUCUGUCUAGCAUAGAGUCUCAGUAAUGGUGCAAUGUUAAAUGAAUCCCUUUAGACAGUUACCCCUUGGUGCUACUGAAGCCAAGUGCUAAACACACGUGUCAUCUAUAGGGCGAAGCAAAGCCACUUUAUUUACAUACCACCUGAGGCCUUGAUUUACAGUGCAAUCCGGUGGAAUACUUAGACGACCACACAUUUGUAGCAGCUUAUUUACCUACAGGCUAAAAUACCUAGUUCAAACACAGGAUGUUAGGAGUUUGUGUUUCGUAGAUUUGACAUGGUAAUGAGCCUUCAGAAACUGCCCUCAGGUCUGCACACCUUAUAUGACAGACUGAGAAUAAAUUCACGUGUUGGCUUUUGUUUUAGAAGCUUUGCUAUCCUCUUAUUAUUGUGCAAACUGAAAAAUCAGCGAAGACACUGACCAUUUCUUAACAUGUAACAGACAGGAAAUGUUGACAUUAACAGCUGACUGAAAAGACUUUCUCUGAAUGUGCUUUGCAAUGCUGUGUGUAACUCGCAAGACUGAAGAAUGAAUAUGUGCGUGCUAAUAAAGUUAAUUGGAGCAAG
This is a messenger RNA of Solea senegalensis (Senegalese sole), 2226 nucleotides long. It is a transcript of the gene prph, whose product is annotated as peripherin. The transcript is spliced from 9 exons. NCBI's taxonomy places the organism in Eukaryota, Metazoa, Chordata, Actinopteri, Pleuronectiformes, Soleidae. Gene Ontology annotation, molecular function: structural molecule activity. Gene Ontology annotation, cellular component: plasma membrane; type III intermediate filament; axon. The coding region runs from base 37 to 1539 and encodes 500 amino acids. The record is from RefSeq and is a predicted model, not a curated record.